CAGUUUGCAAUGCCGUGUUGUGUUGAUACGAUUGUGAAAAUUAUUCAAGUUCGACAAACUGAUAAAGAUGAAUCAAAUCUGACUAUCGUGUGGGGAUUAGGCGUGUAUCCUGUUGAAAGUGAAGACUGUGAAAUAGAGAUUGUUCUUUUCGUUCCAGUAAACGAAGAUGAGAGAGAUCCUAAUAUUCAGUCAGUAUUCGUAAAAGGCGAAUAUUAUAGCAUCUGUGGAAAAGUUGUACCUGGAACUUAUAAUUGUAGAUUAAGAUUAAAAAUGACGGCUGUAUCGUCAACUCAUCUUACAAUCAGGAGAGAUCUUGGUUCAAACAGAUGUCCGUUAAAAGCUUUGUUAGUAGGUGUUGUUCAAGAUAUUCCGGAAGAGGUUAAUGAUAAGAGUGCAAUGUUGAAAUUGUUAGUGAAUGAUUAUGCUGCAUCUAAAGCAUCUUCAACUGAAGCAGAUAAAUAUUCGGUGGAUUUAACUAUUGAUGAUUCUCGUUCUUUAAAACGUGUAAGAUCUGAUAUUGUUGAAGGUGAGGACAGUUGUAUGGAGGAUGAAGAGGAUCUUGUUAGAAAUGUUGGUCUUGAUUAUAAUUAUCAUGAUCAAAUAGUCAAACAUAAUAAGGAACAUGCAGGUAAUAGUGAUGAGCGUGAAGUCAAUGUUGUGAAUGAAGAUAAAGUAAUUAUGCAUAAUUAUAGAAAGGGAAAUAAGGGCAAAGAGAGGGUAACACAACCUAUAGUGCAUAAUACGAGAAGUCAAGCUGGGAUGUCUAAGGAUGUGAAUAAGAAAGAUUAA
Molecule: messenger RNA, 789 nt
Organism: Racocetra persica
Lineage: Eukaryota; Fungi; Glomeromycota; Glomeromycetes; Diversisporales; Gigasporaceae
Source: the annotation of a GenBank genome assembly